This is a messenger RNA of Dermacentor silvarum, 1253 nucleotides long. RefSeq names its product chorion peroxidase-like. NCBI's taxonomy places the organism in Eukaryota, Metazoa, Arthropoda, Arachnida, Ixodida, Ixodidae. The record is from RefSeq and is a predicted model, not a curated record. The coding region runs from base 40 to 1251 and encodes 403 amino acids. Gene Ontology annotation, molecular function: peroxidase activity; heme binding. The transcript is spliced from 9 exons. Gene Ontology annotation, biological process: response to oxidative stress.
CAGCACGCCUGUUGGUUCGAAACUGUGAUUCUUACUGCCAUGUUGGAAAGGCGAGUUAUUAUCUGCCUUCUUUCGCUGUUGGUUUCGGGGACGUCCGCAAUGCACUCAUCUCGGAGAUAUGGCGACCUACAUCCGGAGGCAAGAAUGGCGUUAGUUGAGAAAAUGAAAUACGUUAUGCCAAGAGAUGCUGACGUGAUGUUUGUUCUUUCAGAGACGAGUGGUUACACAGGCCUGCCAACUGGUGGGUGCCCCUUUUUCAUGAAUAUCACGAAGCAGCUUGACGAGCAGCGGCAGCAGCGAGAAGAAGCGAUUAAAGCAGCCUUCGAAAAUGUCAAGACGUUGAUCGCAAGCGGGGAAAACUGCAGUAAUACGACCGCAGUCAGAAACGAAAUUCUGGCAACGUUGAAUGCUUCUCUGACGUGUGAGCCAAAGCCUGCUUGCGACCCUUCCAAGGCAUACCGGGAAAUCGACGGUAGCUGCAAUAACCUGGAGCACCCAGACUGGGGAAAAACCGACUCCUGCCUGCGGCGUGUGCUUAGCCCGGCCUACGCAGAUGGUGUAUCCAAACCCAGGCUUGCCUGCGACGGCUCUCCGCUUCCGAGCGCCCGGCUUGUCUCCAUGACUCUUCAUGAGCAGAGGAACGUGUCACACGAAAAUUUGACCCACCUGGCUAUGAUUUUCGGACAGUUCGUGACCCACGACAUCACCUUCGUGUCCUUCGCCCCACUGUCGCACAUUGAGUUCGAACUCGGUACUGGACCAUUUGAUCUUUGCCACGUCGAACAUGACCCAGAGUGUAUUCCCAUUGACGUUCCUGAGAACGACACGUUUUACAGGACAUACAACGUCACAAAGCUACCGAUACUCCGUUCCUUAUUUUGCCUAAAAUGUGAAAACGGUUACCGAGACCAAGUAAACUCGCGCACCUCGUACCUAGACCUCUCUCAUGUGUACGGAAUUAACUGGGAUAUACAUGCGUCAAUGCGAACUUUCGAAAAAGGUCUACUCAUAAGCCAAGAGGUGGAUGGCGCAGAAUUGCCAGCGGACAGUCCAUUUCCCUACGCCGACAACUGUAGUAUACCGAAGGAAAACAAGAAGUGCGCCUGGGCAGGGGACCUACGGGCAACGCAGCACAUUGCCCUACUCUCGAUGCAAACACUGUGGCUAAGGCAACAUAACCGGAUCGCGCGAAACCUUUCUGCAAUUAAUCCUCACUGGGACGAUGAAACGGUCUUCCAAACUACAAGGUAAAU